GGAUCUUGGUUGGCCUGGCCUCGCUAUCGGUACGAAUAGUGACUCGAGUGAGACCCACAGUCGCGUGUCGAAUGUGAAUUCGCGAAUGACGUUUUUACGUGAUUCUGCCGAGUUUUCUUCGGGAGGUUUUCGCAUUUGACCUCGCUGCACGCGUUUCGUCGUACAUGUGCUCGAAUGCGGCGCCUACGAUCGUAAUUGAAGAUACACGACGGUCUGACAAUUCGAUUCAAAGAUCAUACACUGUGGUUCUUCCACUGUGUCUAACUGUCUUCCCACCCUCAACAUCCUGCCUAUGAUCAAUGCACUGAGAACUUCUUGUUCGCUACUCAGCCAAUUCCUUCUCAACAUUCAGUAAUUCAUGGUCAUACCAAGGCUUGUUAUCAACGCCCGCGAAUUUUAUGAGAAGGAAUGCAAAUACACGAGAGUGCGAAUGACUUGCAGCACUUGAUUUUUAUUUCUUCGAUGGUGCUCCUGGCAAUCACAAACGCACAAGCGCCACAGAUCUACCAUUCUCUGGCAAGCGCUGUGAUAACUCUGCAAGUGGGAAUCGGACACUCUUCUCUUAGAAGUUCUAUGCAUGUUAACAUUGAAAUAUUUUUGCAUGGGGGAAUCAGACACUUCUAGAAAUUCCAAGAGAACCGGUCGGCCUAUCUUAUCUCGGCAUUAGUGGC
Molecule: messenger RNA, 671 nt
Organism: Suillus clintonianus
Lineage: Eukaryota; Fungi; Basidiomycota; Agaricomycetes; Boletales; Suillaceae
Exons: 3
Coding region: 409-624 (71 amino acids)
Source: RefSeq, a predicted model, not a curated record